Messenger RNA from Corylus avellana, 1417 nucleotides. Its product is annotated as NADPH-dependent aldo-keto reductase, chloroplastic. Gene Ontology annotation, molecular function: oxidoreductase activity. Lineage: Eukaryota; Viridiplantae; Streptophyta; Magnoliopsida; Fagales; Betulaceae. The record is from RefSeq and is a predicted model, not a curated record.
CCAAAAGGUCCAUCAAUUUCGUGGCCCCCAUCUGAUCUGAUUGGUCCUUCAGAUAACGGUGAUGAUACAUUCAAAACGCCCGCCAUCUCUGUUCGUCUCUGCGUCCAUACCAGUUCAUCCCGCUAUACCAGUAACCAGUGUGCAGUAAACGCGCUUCGAGGAAAGUGAGAAAAUGGCGGAUGGAAUUCGAUUCUUCCAGUUGAACACAGGAGCUAAGAUCCCUUCGGUAGGGCUCGGCACGUAUCAGGCUGACCCUGGCAUCGCCGGUGAAGCUGUCGCCUUCGCGAUCAAGGUUGGAUAUCGGCAUAUUGAUUGUGCUAAACUUUAUGGGAAUGAGAAGGAGAUUGGGUCUGCUUUGAGGAAGCUUUUUAAUGAUAGUGUAGUGAAGCGUGAGGACUUAUGGAUCACCUCCAAACUCUGGUGUACUGAUCACGCGCCAGAAGAUGUACCAGAGGCAUUAGACAAAACAUUGCAGGACUUGCAACUUGACUAUCUGGAUCUGUAUCUAAUCCACUGGCCAGUUAGCAUGAAGAAGGGGUCAGUUGGUUUUAAGCCUGAAAAUCUUACCCAACCUAACAUACUAAGUACAUGGAAAGCAAUGGAAGCGCUCUAUAAUUCUGGAAAGGCUCGAGCUAUUGGAGUAAGCAAUUUCUCUUCAAAGAAGCUUGGGGACCUGUUGGAGGUAGCACGAGUGCCUCCUGCUGUUAACCAAGUGGAGUCUCACCCUUCAUGGCAGCAGCCAGGAUUACAUGCAUUUUGUAAAUCGAAAGGUGUUCACUUAUCUGGGUAUAGACCAUUGGGUGCACCUAGCACGGGGUAUGGGAUGGAGGUACUUAAGAAUCCAAUUCUCAAAAUGGUUGCAGAGAAAUUGGGGAAGACUCCUGCACAAGCAGCUCUUCGUUGGGGGCUACAAAUGGGUCACAGUGUACUGCCUAAAAGCACAAAUGAAGCAAGGAUCAAGGAAAAUUUUGAUGUUUUUGACUGGUCUAUACCUGAAGAUUUGUUUGCCAGGUUAUCUGAAAUUGAGCAGGAGAGGCUGGGUAAGGGCACAGCUUUUGUUCAUGAGACGUUGGGUGCCUACAAGACCAUUGAAGAACUCUGGGACGCUGAACUGUGAGCAGACAUCAGAUAUUUGAAACAUCGUGGUAUUUCUUGUCCUGUUUGAUAACAAAUUACUUGAUUUUCUAUGCUUUUUCACUUGGUGCGGACAGUAGUCAGGGAUUGCAUUCAUUUUUUCUCCUUUAGAAAAUUGAAGUAAAUAAAGGAGCGCUUGCUUGUUAUAGCACGUUAGGUUUAUGAGAGAUUUGUACGUGCCCACUGCCCGGUAAUAUAGCAAAUGUACUGGUGAAAAAGUCAUUUAAAUCAAUGAAAUGCCAAUUUAUUGACCCUAAAUAAAUAUAUAUAGAAGAUCCUUUUC